Xyrauchen texanus (razorback sucker) is the source of this 1439-nucleotide messenger RNA. RefSeq lists its product as uncharacterized. The transcript is spliced from 5 exons. NCBI's taxonomy places the organism in Eukaryota, Metazoa, Chordata, Actinopteri, Cypriniformes, Catostomidae. Bases 99 to 1220 code for a protein of 373 amino acids. The record is from RefSeq and is a predicted model, not a curated record.
AGCACACUGAACAAUUGAUCACCUGCUCAACAGUUGCUCAGACUCUUCAUUGAAAACAACAGCAGAUUCUGAACAUCUCUGUGUGACAAGACACAACUAUGAGCAUUACUAUGAAAUUCCUUCCUGUGCUACUUCUACUUUGGGCUUUUCCUCCUUUAGAUGCAGCAGGCCGACUGAGAGAAUUCAUCAUACUAAAUGCAACGAAUCUCACUGCAGCUCGAAAUACGUGCCAAAGUGAAUUCACUGACCUUGUCACAGUUUAUGAUGAACAAGACAAUAUGGAACUAACUAAAAUACUCCGAGAUAAAAUACUCAACAAAACAUCCCCUAGCGCCUGGAUUGGUGCCUAUCAAAAUGAAACACACAUAACUGAGAAGUGGUCAAAUGGUGAUGAGGUCACAUUCAGAAGAAUAACAGGGAACUUGAGUCAAACAGGCUGUUUUACUAUGAAACAUGAUGGAUCAUGGGAUUUUCUAAUUUGCAAUACACCAAAAUACUUUAUGUGUUAUGUUCAAGUUGUCAGUCAAGCAUCACGCACCUAUGAGUUAAUCAAGGAUAACAAAAACUGGUCUGAUGCUCAGCGGUACUGCAGAGAGAAUUACACUGAUUUAGUCAGUAUCAGAGAUGAGACGGAGAAUAAUGAGGUUAAGGAAGCAGGAAAACAGAGUAACAUUCCUUUCUGGAUUGGCCUCUUUAGUGACAGUGUGGAAUGGUUUGAUGGAGGACAAUCUGCUUACAGAAAAUAUUCAGGGCCACAAAAUGGAAUUUUCACAUUCCUCUUCCAAAAUGAGAGUUGGAUGAAGAGUAACAGCAAUAAUAACUUCCGUCCCCUAUGCUACAAAAGCCAUAUUCAUGUCAGUCGCGAUGAAAGGUCCUGGGAGGAGGCUCUGGAUUACUGCAAUAACAAUCCGAAUACUUCUGGACUCCUGCGCAUCGAGUCGGAGGAUGAUCAGAUAGAAACGGAGCGAGAGCUGCGAAGAAGACGACGACGAGCUAUUUCUGGUCCAGUGUGGGUGGGGCUUAGACAGAGUCGACUCUUUGGGUUCUGGAUUUGGUCCAAUGGGCUUCAUGUGGGACCCUGGACCAACUGGAAAGGAGGAAGUCAACCAGAACAUCAGAUGUCCCACCACUGUGGUGCCAUAGAGAAGAUGAACGGUGAAUUCAAAUGGACUGAUAAAGACUGCAGAUCGAAAUUUACCGUUUUAUGUGAGGGGAAGUAAUGUAGUUAUACUAUAGCUACACUUGAUUUGAAUUUGUUUCUCAUGAAAAUCGAAAUGCUGAUUUAAAGGAUUCAAUUCAAAUGCUUAACAUUUGUUUUGUAGACAAGUGUACCGUACAACUGUUUUACUGCAUAUUUGGAUGCACGUCCACCUUAGAUGGUCCACCUGCUUCAUGAAUUUGUGUUAAUUCAUUAAAUAAUGGUAAAUGGUCUGCACUUA